CUUCCGGUCUGUGGGAGGUGAGGCCGGGGAGAAUACGCAUGCGCAUAAAAAGCUCCGCUUCGAGCCGGAACUUUGGUGCCUGGGCGCAGUGGCGCGUACAACCCUUUGCACCGUGCACAGACGGAAGUGGCUAUUCCGUGCGUAGGGUCGAGGUUGGCGCGCGGGACUAGCUGCGGCGGCUGACAAAUCGGAGAUUCAGGAUGGAGGCGGUGGCGGCGACAGCGACAGCAAAGGAGAAGGAACCCAGUGAGGGCUGCAUGGAGCCCAGAACUGGGCACUGGGGGGAGCUGAGCCAGAUUCCAGUUCCAUCUAAACCCCAGGGCACAGUGAAAGUGACGGAGAGCACACCAGAGGCCCUGGACAGUGACAACCCCAGAACUGAGAAUGCGGCAGUUACUGCCAUGCUGUACGCUGUGGCUUCCAGCCGCCUGCCUGUGUGCAGCCAGCAGCAAGGUGAGCCUGACCUGACAGAGCAAGAGAAGGUGGCCAUCCUGGGCCAGCUAUACCACGAGAAGCCGCUGGUGUUCCUGGAACGCUUCCGCACGGGCCUCCGAGAGGAGCACCUGGCCUGCUUUGGCCACCUGCGUGGUGACCAUCGUGCUGACUUCUACUGUGCCGAGGUGGCUCGGCAGGGCACUGCCCGGCCACGCGCUCUACGCACCCGCCUGAGAAACCGGCGCUAUGCUGCCCUGCGUGAACUUAUCCAAGGGGGCGAGUACUUCAGCGAUGAGCAGAUGCGGUUCCGGGCCCCCCUGCUGUAUGAGCAGUAUAUUGGGCAGUACCUCACCCAGGAGGAGCUCAGCACACGCACACCGGGCCCUCAGGCCCCCAGACCUGGGUCCCCAAGCAAACCCGCCUGCCCGCUCUCCGACCUGUUGCUCCAGUCCUACCAAGAGAGGGAGCUGCAGCAGCGGCUACUCCAGCAGCAGGAGGAGGAAGAAGCCUGCUUGGAGGAAGAGGAAGAAGAGGAGGACAGUGACGAGGAAGACCAGGAGUCUGGCAAAGACUCAGAGGCCUGGGUGCCUGACACAGAAGAGAGGCUGAUUCUUCGGGAGGAGUUCACCACCCGGAUGCACCAGCGCUUCCUAGACGGCAAGGAUGGGGACUUUGACUACAGCACGGUGGAUGACAACCCUGACUUCGACAACCUGGACAUUGUGGCACGGGAUGAAGAAGAGAGGUACUUCGAUGAAGAGGAACCGGAAGACGCACCCAGCCCAGAGCUGGACGGGGACUGAUGGCUGCCACCCCUGUAGCCAGCACCUCCACCCCACCCCACCCCAACAAGCAGCUGAUUACAGGCCGGCUCGGUGACUUCUCUGGGGGGUAUCGGGUCCGUGCGCGCGUGCAUGCACACACACACACCACUAGCCUCCCUGGGUCUCACCUCAGACAACACCACCACCUGUUUACAAGGCCUCCCCUGCUUCUUUCUCUGUUCCUCACUCUGUCACCUACUUCUGUUUUCUUCUUGCUGUUUUUCUGGGUUUCUUUGUCUCACUGACUCUCCUUUUCCCUCCUUCUUGAUCUCUGGCCACUGUCUGUUCCCCAGCUCUCUUUCUCUCCCGCCCCCACUCCCUACCCUGGUUCUGUUCCCACAGAACGUCCUCUCCUUGACUAAGCCUAGCCAGCGGGACCUGUCGUGGCUGGAACUGGCCAGUUGUCCGGGUGGCUGCAGCCGGGACCCGGCACAGCCCUCCCGCUGCUCCAGGAGCUCUACCUCAGUCUUCCUCCACCUCUGCCUGUCUGUCGGCCGGUGUCUGUGCCAGUCCUGCACUCAGCACCGCCAUCCUUGUGCUGUGUUCCCGUCUCUCCUUCUACCUUGUUUUCCGGGCCAGUUCUUUCUGCCUGUACGUUUCCAUUCCUCUCCCAGCUGUCUUUGUCCCUCUGUGUCAGCUUUAUCUCUGGGUUUCAGUCUCCCUCUCAAGGCCUAACUGCUGUGGGCAGCAGAACCCUGGCUGCUGAAUAAUGCAGCCUCACUGCAAGCAAGGGUACCCAGGAGGGCUUGGCAGAAGCAGAACUGGGGAUCACGGGGCCUGCCAGCUUAAGUGUGGGCAGGGGCAGGAGGGGCUCUCCUCGACCAGCCCAGCCCAAGACAGUUUUCCCUUCCUUUGCCUCCUUCCCUCUCCCUCUCCUGUUUACACUCCUCAAAUGUGUACAGACUGUUAUCAUGGGUCCUGAGUCAUCCCACACACAGGCUGCCCCAGCAUCCCUGCCCCAGCCAGCCACAGGGCCCGCCCCACCGAGCCCCCUGCCGCCCCAGGCUAAUGGGAGCCAGAUGGCUGCCUGUGACUCAGCCAUGGCCUGUGGGAACCCAGGCAUCCCACCUUCCCAUGCCCCGCACCCAGCAGACACUGAGGAGAGACUGGCCACUAUAGGGAGGGGAGGGCAGGGGGAGCUGCGGGCCAGGGCUUGGCAAGGCUGGGACCUGGAACCCCUCAGUUCUGCGAGACAGACGUGGCACCUUGCCCUGUCCAUGGCUGAAGGAGAUUUAAAAGCCCCUCCUGACCCCAGGCCUGGACUCUGCCCUCAGUCAGCCAGGAUCAAAACCAGACAUGCAAGUGAAAGCUGAAAAGGAGGCAGAGGGCUGUGCAGCUGGAGGGAUUACUACACAGUGAAAGCUUUAGCUGCGGAGCAGUUGGGUCCUGUGCUAAGCCUGAGAGACCUGCCUGACACCAUCAGGAAGCCUCUAUAAACAGCUCUUCAAAUAGAGGCUAUCAGAUGGUAUGGGAGGCCCUGACCUUCCCAAGGACCUGCUUCCUCAGGCCCCUCGGCCUCAGAGGAAGAGCUAGAGUGGGAACCAAGUGCUAGAAACCUCUGUGAGCCUGCCUGUCUGAUGUCAGCUGGACAAAGGUGCAGGGACGCAGACUGAGAUGGGAGGAUUUAAGAGGAAGCAGGUGUGUAGGAGGACAGGUAAUGAACUGCCGGACACCGCCCGGCCAGUGGGACCAGGCUAUCUUCGUGUAAGUCAGCGCUUGGAUUGCUGGGUCGCCGCACUGUCCUUUGAAAGGCGCAGUUGGUGCUACUGACUCCAUGUCCGAAAGCAGGACACGGCCGUGAGGCUGAAGACAGUCCAGCCAGCUCAACUCCAGACCCCGAAAGGUCACACCGUGUGGACAGACGGGAACUCUAGGAUUGAGGACAUUUGCCUCAGGUAUUCAUCUUUGUGUCCUCAGUAAGCACUCUUAUGGCAGCGGGUAUCAGUUAUCGGU
Molecule: messenger RNA, 3212 nt
Organism: Fukomys damarensis (Damara mole-rat)
Lineage: Eukaryota; Metazoa; Chordata; Mammalia; Rodentia; Bathyergidae
Gene: Ccdc97
Product: coiled-coil domain containing 97
Exons: 5
Coding region: 201-1238 (345 amino acids)
Source: RefSeq, a predicted model, not a curated record